Molecule: messenger RNA, 1282 nt
Organism: Teleopsis dalmanni
Lineage: Eukaryota; Metazoa; Arthropoda; Insecta; Diptera; Diopsidae
Gene: nero
Product: deoxyhypusine hydroxylase
Exons: 1
Coding region: 168-1070 (300 amino acids)
Biological process (GO): peptidyl-hypusine biosynthetic process
Molecular function (GO): deoxyhypusine monooxygenase activity
Source: RefSeq, a predicted model, not a curated record
AAAUUUAGUCAGAUAUCCCAGAAUUUACUACGUUUGAUGCAAUUUUUAAUUGUCAUUGCGCUGCGAAUAACAAGCAAAGACAAAUAACUGAUUACUAAUUGUAAACAUUGCAAAACGUGACUACUCGUAAAGAAAAGAAUAUUGUUUUUCAAAUAUUAAUUUUUAAAAUGGUUACACAAGAACAAAUAAAAUCAAUUGGUAAUGUUUUAAACAAUAAGGAGCGACCACUUAAAGAACGUUUUCGCGCAUUAUUUACUUUAAAAAACAUUGGCGGCACAGAUGCCAUCACUGAAAUCAGUCGAGCCUUUGUUGAUGAGUCUGCUUUGCUAAAACAUGAAUUGGCCUAUUGUUUAGGGCAAAUGCAGGAUAAAAACGCAAUACAAAUAUUAACAAAGGUGUUAGAGGAUAAAAGUCAAGAACCUAUGGUACGACAUGAGGCUGGGGAAGCACUUGGAGCAAUUGGUACACCUGAAGUAAUACAAAUUUUAGAACAAUAUAAAAAUGAUCCAGUGGUAGAAGUAGCAGAAACAUGCACAAUAGCGCUCGAUCGUGUGCGAUGGGUGCAAAGUGGGCAAAAAGUAUUAGAUAAUAAUCCGUACGCAUCUGUUGAUCCCUCGCCACCGGCUGAUAAUACGAAAACUGUUUCGGAACUUAAAACAAUAUAUCUGGAUCCAAACCACUCAUUAUUUGAACGUUAUCGAGCUAUGUUUAGUUUACGCAAUUUGCGUACUGAGGAAAGCGUGCUUGCCAUUGCUGAAGGCCUUAAGGAUGCAUCUGCUUUAUUCCGUCAUGAAGUGGCUUUUGUUCUAGGACAACUACAAGAACCUUCAAGUAUUCCUUUCUUAAAAGCAAAUCUAGAGGAUAAUUUGGAAAAUGAAAUGGUACGUCAUGAAUGUGCAGAAGCAUUGGGUGCCAUUGCCACAGAAGAGUGUUCGAGCAUAUUGCGUUGUUAUGCCGAUGACGAUCGCCGUGUGGUUAAAGAAAGCUGUGAAAUUGCAUUAGAUAUGUGCGACUAUGAAAAUAGUCCCGAGUUUCAAUAUGCUGAUGGUUUAACAAAGUUUCAAAAAUAAGAUAUGGUUUAUAACAAAAAAAUGUGCUGUAUUUGUAUAUAUAAACUUUGAUAUAAAAGUGUGUAUUUUGUUACUGAUAUUCACUAAUUUUAUAUUAAUAAAAUUUUAAUGUUUUUAUUACAAGUUUAUAUUUAUAUAUAUUUAAAAGGCCUAUGAACUAUGUGAUUAUAUUCAAACUUAUAUGUUUUUCAGAAUUAAUAAAUUUUAAAGUG